Molecule: messenger RNA, 324 nt
Organism: Opisthorchis viverrini
Lineage: Eukaryota; Metazoa; Platyhelminthes; Trematoda; Opisthorchiida; Opisthorchiidae
Exons: 4
Coding region: 1-324 (107 amino acids)
Source: RefSeq, a predicted model, not a curated record
AUGUAUGAUCAACCUACUUCUGUUGAAUCAACUGCAGGUCCCGGCGGCCCUAAUAUAAGGCGUGCUCUUCACUCCACCGUUAGCGUCGCUUUGUGGCCCCAUUCUUCUCUCUCCGUUGAAGAUAUUCCAGGUUUACGAGCACGAGUGAUUGUUGGAAAGUUUCGGCUGCUUUACGCACAUUGGCGGAAAAAGAUCUCUAAACGGCCACUCCAAAUGACUCGCAUAGUGCCCGGCGAAUUCGAACAGUUGGCCUAUCCUCUAGUGGUUGGAAAAAACAUCGGUCUGAAUAACCGUGCCAUUGCAUUGGCUCGAAUAGAGAUAUGA